Acyrthosiphon pisum (pea aphid) is the source of this 632-nucleotide messenger RNA. RefSeq lists its product as uncharacterized. Lineage: Eukaryota; Metazoa; Arthropoda; Insecta; Hemiptera; Aphididae. The record is from RefSeq and is a predicted model, not a curated record. The coding region runs from base 15 to 392 and encodes 125 amino acids. The transcript has 2 exons.
UUAUAAUUAGCAGAAUGAAUUCCUCGAUAUUCAUACAUCUGUGGAUUUGUAUGUUGGUAUUCCUACCAUCAUGUUACAGAGGUCGAGCUCAGUUCUUUUUUAAAGAUGGUUUGAUGAUAAAUAAAACCGACUGGUACCUACAUCUAAAAACCAAAGAAAUAGAUCAUCAUAUUCAAAAAGCUGUCUACUAUAUGGAACAACUUUAUAUGGAUGAAUAUAAUGAUCAUUCUGAGUUAAAUAUGGAUAUUGGAAGCCCGGAGUAUGGACUAUUGAUCGAAUCUCAGCUUUCCGAAGAGCAUUAUUCAUUAUAUAGGCAUGCUCAAACUAUUUCUGAAUUUUCCACCUCUAUUACACAUAGAGAAUGUCAAGUGUAUAUACAAAAAUAUAUUUAAUAAUAUGCAUAAAUUUAACGACCAUUUAAAUUAUCUUGAUAGUGUUGGAGCACAAUGUGCCAUAGACUUAUCGAAAGUGAAACUAGACAAGACAUCAUUGGGUAAAAUUUGUUUGUCCAUGUAUUACAAUAAAACUGCAUGCAUCGGAAUGAACAUAAAGUAUCGUACUCCUGACGGUUCUUGUAACAACUUGAAACGUUGGUACGCGGGAAAAGCAACCACAGCUUAUAAACGUUUGCU